Molecule: messenger RNA, 366 nt
Organism: Staurois parvus
Lineage: Eukaryota; Metazoa; Chordata; Amphibia; Anura; Ranidae
Source: the annotation of a GenBank genome assembly
GAUCACGGAAAGAGCCGAAGAUGUCAGCUCGGUCAUGUGAUCAGCUGUCUCCAAUCACAGCUGAUCACAUGAGACAUGUACACUGAUCAUCAGGGCACUGAUGAUCAGUGUGCCCUGAUGAUCAGUGUGGCCCCAUCAGUGCCACCUGUCAGUGCCCAUCAGUGCCACAUCAUGCCAGUGCAUACCAGUGCACAUCAAUGCCACAUAUCAGGGCCCAUCUGUGCUGCCUUUCAAUGUCACUCAUCAGUGCCAGUCAGUGCCACCUAUCAAUGCCAGUCAGUGUUGCCUAUCAGUGCCCAUCAGUGAUGCCUGUCAAUGCCCAUCAGUGCCACCUAUCACUGCAGCCUCAUUAGCGCACAUCAGUGA